AUUUCUGCUUGCAGCCUCGCAAGUUUCCUGUGCCUGGCUCUAUCAGCAGCAGCGUCGUCGUGCUGCUCCGCGGCAGGAGCUCAGAUGAAUUCCGCCGUGUUGCCAUCGUCGCAGCCCAUCGCACCCUCGUCGCAGCCCGUCGCACAGUCGCCCAUGCACCGCCUCGGUAGCGUCCUUCGAUCGGUCCGGUCCGCGCGACCAAUCACAGCGUUCCAUGGCAUGUCGUCCUUGCGAGACGGUCCCCGUGCGAAUUCCGUCCCCGCUACAAGGGGACUCGCGUUGCCUCUAUCGAGAGGCGAUAUUUCGUCAGCUGCUCCUGGUUCCGUUUCAGAUGCCUUUGCAGCAUCUAAGGCCUUACCAGGCAUCAACGGUUCUUACCUUUCCUCGCGACCCAUAGCUUUUUUAAGUACUGGGAGCCUUAGUGGGAGUCUAAGCGCCUUAACUUCGUCACCGUCUGCGGCUAGAAACGCGCUACGAGCAGGCCGGGGUGAGCUCGUUAGGGUGUUCGCGUCGGCGAGCGGUGCGGCGGGGAGCGGAAGCAAUGAUGGCGCGGGGGAGGCAAGCGCCGCGCGGGGAAGCAGUGGCGGAGGCGGGGAAGAUGCGGGGAGGGAGGCGCGCGGCGAGGGGGUUAGUGUUGGAAGCAACGACGCCGGAGGCGCUGGUGACGCGGGCGGCGCGAGCGACGUGGAUUUCAUGGCGGCUGUGAUCAUAGACGAGGGGCUGGCGGCGGAGGUGGCGGCACGAGGGCAGGCGGAUCAGUGGAAGGCCUUGGCGGAGGAGCUGCGCCUGGAUGCAGCAUCCGCGCUGGCGGAGGCCAUGGAGGAGUUUGAGGAGGUGCAGAGCGGUGCCGGGGUGGCGGCAGCAGAGAUGUCAGUGCUGCUGUGCACGGACGCUUAUAUCAGGCAGCUCAAUAGCGAGUGGCGGGGUGUAGAUGCUCCAACUGACGUCCUCUCCUUCCCUCAAGACCAACCUGCUGGGCUCAACCCUCUGUUGCUUCUAGGCGAUGUGAUUAUAUCGGUGGAGACGGCACAGCGCCAAGCCAGUGAGCGAGGGCACUCGCUCCUGGACGAGCUUCGCAUUCUCAUGGUGCACGGCAUGCUGCAUCUGCUGGGGUAUGACCACGAGGCGCCCAAGGGAGCAGGCCCAGAUGCUGACUCAGCGAUGUCAGGCGCUGAGCUGGCGGCGGCGGUGCGUGAGUCAGCAGAACAGAUGGCAGCAGAGGAGCAGCGCAUUCUGGCGGCCUUCGGAUGGCGCGGGACGGGGCUGGUGGCGGCGGCUUUGGAGGGGGGAGGGGGAGAGGAGGGAGGAAGGAGAGGAGGGGGAGAGGGAGGAGAGGAGGGACGAGGAGAGGGAGGAGGGGAGGAAGGAGGAGAGGGAGGAAGGGAGGGAGGAGGGGAGGAGGGAGAGAAGGGGGUUGUGAGGGGAAGGAUGACAAGGAUUAGCUCAGUGCAAGGGUGGGCUAGAUUUGUGACAAUAACGGACGAAGGGAUAGAGGGUGAGGAGAGCAAGAAGGGAGGAGAGGGGAAGCGCAAGGGCAAGCACAAGGAGAAGCAUGGGAAGGAGGAGAAGGGGAAGGGGAAGGGGAAGAAGGCUGGGAAGGCGCUUGAUGUAGAGGCGGAGAAGGAGAGGGCGCACAAGAAACACAAGGAGAAGGAAAAGGAGAAGGAGAAGGAGAAGCGAGAGAAGAGGCGGACGAAGAAGGCUCCAUUCCAGCUGCUGCUGUGCGACAUGGAUGGCACCCUCCUCAACAGCGCCAGCAAGGUCUCCCCUUCCACUGCGGACGCCCUGCGAGCAGCGCAUGCGAGGGGCGUGCGCGUGGCCAUAGCCACAGGCAAGGCACGGCCGGCUGCCAUGUCUGCCCUCGGUGCUGCUGGGCUGGUUGGGUCUGCUGGAAUUUUUAGCGACAAGUCACCAGGGGUGUUCCUGCAGGGCCUGAGGGUGUACGGCAAGGGAGGCCACGUGGUGCACAACGCGCUGCUGCCCAACGAGGUCACUCAGGAGGGCUUUGAGUUCGCCCUCAAGCACGGCAAGGCCCUCAUUGGCUUUUGUGGGGACCGCUGCGUGACGCUUGUCGAUCACCCAUUGGUGGAGGCGCUGCACACCAUCUACUACGAGCCACGGGCGGAAGUGAUGCCGAGUGUGCAUGACAUCAUGAGGGAUACUCCCAUUCAGAAGCUACUGUUCUAUGACACGCCCCAUGGCAUUGACGGCUUCAUUCGUCCCUUCUGGUCGGCCGCUACAGCCGGCCGUGCCACAGUGACCCAGGCCGUGCCAGACAUGUUGGAGAUCCUGCCACCCGGGCAGUCCAAGGGCGCGGGUGUGAGGGUGCUGCUGGACCAUCUCGAGCUCUCUGCUGAGGAGGUUAUGGCGAUUGGGGAUGGUGAAAACGAUCUUGAGAUGAUCGAGAUGGUGGGUUGGGGAGUGGCCAUGGAAAAUGGUUCUCCAAAGACCAAGGCCGUUGCGAAGGCCACGGUUGCAAGCAAUGACGAUGACGGUAUUGCAGAAGCUAUUUCACGAUUCAUUCUGUAAAGUAACGCUCAUGUAAUGUUUUAUGAAAACAUGAAAUUGAUCCUUCUCUGGUGUAUUAAUUCCGAUUUUCCGAAAUGAG
Molecule: messenger RNA, 2608 nt
Organism: Closterium sp. NIES-67
Lineage: Eukaryota; Viridiplantae; Streptophyta; Zygnematophyceae; Desmidiales; Closteriaceae
Source: the annotation of a GenBank genome assembly